Messenger RNA from Morchella importuna, 1014 nucleotides. RefSeq lists its product as uncharacterized. Bases 1 to 1014 code for a protein of 337 amino acids. The record is from RefSeq and is a predicted model, not a curated record. The transcript has a single exon. Lineage: Eukaryota; Fungi; Ascomycota; Pezizomycetes; Pezizales; Morchellaceae.
AUGGGCUGCUGCUCCUCAACGGAGUAUGAUCAGUAUGCUGCACAGAGCAGAAGGCUAGCUACGAACCCAGCGGUAGUCAACACUACAAACUAUCCCUACAGGAACCCUGUCCAAACUGCGAGUCGCCAAAGACCAAAGGCAAAGCCAAAGACAAAUCCGAGGCCUAGAAGUUCGAUACCCGGCUCAGUCAUCACAUCGGUAAAUGAGUUGAAUUGGCCAGCACUAGAGCCACUACCCGAACGGCCGGACACGCAGCGUGGCCGACCCACUCGAUUUCUAUCCGUCCUCAGUGUUAACCCGCGGGAAGAACUGGGCGAGAUUCCCGAGACUGCAACUCCAGUUCUGCCACCAGAUGGAAUUUACUAUGAAGGAUAUGCACCCCCGUUACCGGACAGGGUUCCCCAAGAUCCCCACCCUGACAGGAUGGCUCGCGAGCCUCCCCCGAUACCACCCAAAGAGAAAGAAGCAGUCCUGGCGGGGGACGAACAUGGGAUCGCGUAUGCCCCUGCGGUGCCUCCAAAGCCUGAUCAAAUUCGAGGAGAAGCCAUCCCAGCACCGCUCGCCAAGGAUCUCCACUCGGUAUUCGCAGAACUUUCCUCCCAACGCCGGGUUGCUGAACUAGCAGGCCCACCGCCUCCCGCGGAGCUCGAUGAUACCCUCGUCCCUAACCCAGUGCACGAGGAAGUGCGCAUGCAAUACAGGGACGCAGUGCCGUAUGCGCCUAAUUUCUCCGAACUCCCUGCACAGGUACUACCGGUAUCACCUUCUGGGCCCCUGUAUUCUCCACAUUUAGUCGGCAGUGAGAUGAACCAAGGGCUACAGCCCCGCAUAGCGUCUCCCAGACAUGCAGACAGUAUUCACAAGGAGAUGGAUGCCGCGGGCGCAACAUAUGAGCUGGACUACCGCCAAAGGUCGCCGCACAGACAGGUGGUGGAGAGUUUGAUACCUAGCAGUGUUCCCGCCACUGAUCCCCACAGCAGAUAUGUGAGACAGAGGACAGGGAGCAGGAGGUAA